This is a messenger RNA of Cheilinus undulatus (humphead wrasse), 6967 nucleotides long. It is a transcript of the gene capn7, whose product is annotated as calpain 7. Gene Ontology annotation, molecular function: calcium-dependent cysteine-type endopeptidase activity. The record is from RefSeq and is a predicted model, not a curated record. The transcript is spliced from 21 exons. NCBI's taxonomy places the organism in Eukaryota, Metazoa, Chordata, Actinopteri, Labriformes, Labridae. Bases 240 to 2714 code for a protein of 824 amino acids. Gene Ontology annotation, biological process: proteolysis.
ACAUGGUUGUUUUGGUAUGUACUAGUGUAGCUGUCAUCUGUCAGGAGGAAAGGCAGACUUGGGGAGUUUAGGGUACUGAAUUUGGGGUAAAUGUCGGAGUAGGCCUCACCAUGCUUUGUUCGAGUUGAUGAAACGAACCGCGGGUCGAGACAUAGACGGAUAUUUAAUUAUUUUGGUGAGUUACGGGAGCUAGCGGUUAGCUAGCCCGUUAGCUGUCAAUCUGUCAACAAGUUUUCAGAAUGGACUGUACAGCUCUGGAGGUCGAUGCUGUCAAAUUCGCCAAAACAGCUGUCACAUACGACCAGAGUGGAAAAUACAAUGAGGCUGUAUUUUAUUAUAAGGAGGCAGCCCAGGCCCUGAUAUAUGCUGGCAUGGCAGGAUCCAAACUGGAGGGGAUCCAGGACAAAGUCAAUGAGUAUUUGGACCGGGUUCAAGCUCUCCACAAUGCUGUCCAGGCCCAGAAGAUCGACCCCCUGAAGACCCGACAGCAGGUGGACCUAGAGCGAGCCCACUUCCUGGUCACACAAGCCUUCGAGGAAGACGAAAAGGGAAACGACGAUGAAGCUGUUGAACUGUACACUCAGGCUGUGGAGCUGUGCAUUAAAACGUCCAAUGAAACAUCAGAGCAGGCGCUGCAGAACAAACUGAAGCAGCUGGCACGGCAAGCUCUGGACAGGGCCGAAGGUCUUAAAGAAUCUCAGUCCAAAUCAGCUCCAGCUCAGGACAGGACAGGGCCUCCUGGAUCCAGGCCCAACAGCGGUGUCAGCUCAGGAGGGCCGGUACGCCAGUUCUUCCCCCUGGGACCUGACUUCUCCCUCCAUGACCGCCCGCAACCUCAGCCGGUCAGAGCGGUGCAGUCCAGCGAGCCCCACGGUCAGCGCUACACGUCUGAGGAGAUCGAGGUGCUCAGGAGUACUUCUACAAUCAACAGCAUUGCCUAUGUGCCCUUCAUGAGUGUGGAUUUGAGGGAGAGAUUUGCCUUUCCUGUCCCUUUCUCGGACAAAACAGGGAAGCUGGCUCUGUCACCCAAACAGAAAGCCAUCUUCUCCCGCUGGGUCCGGCCAGACGAGAUCUGCAAUAAUCCCACUAUGAUCAUGUCUGUGUCCAGCUUCAGCAUCAAACAGACGGUGGUGUCUGACUGUUCGUUUGUGGCUUCGCUCGCCAUCAGUGCGGCUUAUGAGAGGCGCUACAACAAGAAACUCAUCACCAGCGUCAUCUACCCUCAGAACAGACGAGGUGAACCGGAGUAUAACCCCUGUGGGAAGUACAUGGUCAAACUUCACAUUAACGGAGUUCCCAGGAAGGUGAUCAUUGAUGACUACCUGCCGGUGGAUCGAAACGGGGAGCUGCUGUGCUCCUACUCCAGCAACAGGAACGAGCUCUGGGUGUCCCUGAUAGAAAAGGCCUACAUGAAGGUGAUGGGAGGCUAUGACUUUCCCGGCUCCAAUUCGAACAUCGAUCUGCACGCGCUCACCGGCUGGAUCCCCGAACGCAUCGCUAUGCACUCAGACAAUCAAUCAUUCAGCAAAGACGACACUUUCCGCAUGCUCUUCCAGAGGUUUCACAGGGGUGACGUCCUCAUCACCACGGCAACAGGCGUGAUGACAGAGGAAGAAGGGGAGAGAUGGGGUUUAGUGCCAACACACGCCUACGCUGUUCUCGACAUCAGGGAAUACAAGGGAAUGCGCUUCCUGCAGCUGAAGAAUCCGUGGAGUCACCUGCGGUGGAAGGGACGAUACAGCGAACGUGACGAGAAGAACUGGACACCCGAACUCCUCAAAUACCUCAACUUUGAUCCAAAGACAGCACAGAAGUUUGAUAAUGGUGUUUUCUGGAUCGCAUGGGAGGAUCUCUGUCAGUACUAUGAUGUCAUCUACCUGAGCUGGAACCCCGGCCUGUUCAAGGAGUCCUCCUGCAUCCACAGUAGCUGGGAUGGGAAGCAGGGCCCGGUGAAGGAUGUCUACAGUCUGGCCAACAACCCGCAGUACAAGCUGGAGGUCCAGUGUCCAGCAGGGGGAGCUGCUGUGUGGGUGCUGCUCACCAGACACAUCACUGACAAGGACGAUUUUGCACAAAACAGAGAGUUCAUCACCCUCGUCGUUUACAAGACGGAUGGGAAGAAGGUUUACUACCCAGCGGAUCCUCCUCCCUACAUCGACGGUAUCCGUAUCAACAGCCCACACUACCUGACCAAGAUGAAGCUGACCAGUGCAGGGACGCACACGUUCACACUGGUGGUGUCCCAGUAUGAGAAACAGAACACCAUCAACUACACACUGAGGGUUUACUCUGGAUGCAAAUUCACCUUCUCCAAGAUCCCAAAUCCAUUCACUCAAAUCAAAAGGAUCAACGGCCAGUGGAAGGGAAUCACCGCUGGAGGCUGUGGGAACUACAAAGACUCGUACAAACACAAUCCAAUCUACCAGAUUAACCUGGAGAGACCGGGACCACUGCUCAUCGAGCUCCGAGGAUCCAGGCAGUACAGUGUUGGUUUUGAGAUGGUCACGGUCUCCCAGGUCGGGGAUCCGGGCUCGGCUGCCUUCCAGAAAAAGAGCAGUGGAGAUUACAGAUGUGGAUUUUGCUACAUGGAGGCCGACCACGUCCCAGCAGGCAUCUACAACGUCAUCCCCACCACCUUCCUGCCCAAACAGGAAGGACCCUUCUUCUUGGACUUUGCCAGCACCUCACCUCUGAAGGUCUCCCAGCUUCAAUGAAGACAAAGCUGGAGAGAGAGAGGUACUCACACACGGUACCACAGGAAGUCUCUGAAACUGGACGCUGGAUGUAAUGAGGCGCCUGGGCCUCGGUGAAACUCAGACAGCCCAGAAUGUGACUGUCUUUCCCUCGUUUAUCUCUGAAACCUUUGCUGGAAUAAAUGGACUGGUUGUGAACUUAUGAGCAAAGUCUUUUAGAGAAGUGAUAAAAUACACUUUCACCAAAUAUUUAACACAGUUUUCUUGAUGAGAGCAUUGACAGACAGCUGCUAUACCUCCUUUUGCCAUUAUAAAUUAGUAACAGUACUUGAUUAGAUGGAUUAAUCUGAUGACGUGACCAUAAAACAGCCAUGUCCUGCACAUGGAGUAUGUGGAGAAGUUAGAUAUUUAAGAUUAGGACCUUUCAAAAGCUGCAAAAUCUGGCCUCAAGGCUGCAUUAAAGCAGUGGAUUUAUUCAUAGGAAGAGCCAUCCUUAAGGCCUUCGGUAUCAGUGGAACUACAGCAAGUUGUUAAUUUUGAUUUUGACUUUCAAGGACACAACAUUUAAGAGGAUGGAAGGAAAAAAGUACCAUAGUUGUGAUUCUCACAGCUAUAAAACUUAAAUAAGGAAACCCAGAACAGAAAUUAUGCAGUGUGGGGGGUCAUUUUUGAGGCAUAUUAGAGCGUCAUAUGUCCCCUACUCUAUUUAUUGCCAAACUUCACCCUCAGUUCACUUUGUCAACUCUUAUCAUACAGUUUGAUUUCAGCAGUCUGGAGCCACAAUGCAAAUACGUUUAUCUAGAGUCUAUUAGUUUGAAGGGAAAUUAAGAGCAGACAGCGGCCGUGAAGGUUGUUUUAUUCUCAGGAGCAGAGCAGCAGCAGCACAGGGAAUCAGUAUGGCAGCAGCUGAAUGACGUCUCUUCAUGUUCUGCAGUGUGGAUGUGACGGCUGAGUGACAGACAGCCUGAUUUCACUGAGGUCGGUACUUGGCACGCUGUGAGACUGGUAGCAUGUGUAAGUGUCAGUGUCAUACAGUGUGUGGCAUGAGUGAAAAUGUUUGUCUCUAUCUACCUUAAGCAGAUAAUAAUGUAUUCUUGCCAAGUACACAUCCUUCUGUUUACUUUUUUAGCUGACAUGCUGCACUUUUUAUUUAGGUUAUUGUCAUGCCAAAUGUAUGUAAAACCAUGUCUAUCAUUGCGUCAGUUAAAGUAGUUUUAGAAAAACUGAUCCUGGUCCACAUAUAGGUGGGUGUUUGAGGUUUUUAUUUACGUUUUGGCCUUUUACACAUGUGAACAGUGUUGUAGGUCACUGAAGAUUUCAUAGAAACUCUGUUUACAGCAUGUAAGUUUUGGACUUGUAACGUCACACUUUGCACCAGUUCCUCCAGUGUUUGAUGUCACUACUUUGGAAAAAUAUCCCUUUUGUUUACAUGUGGAGUCGCCCUGGUGUUAACAUUUUAACUAGGGCUGAGUGAUUUAGGAAAUUUAUAUAUUUUUUUUACCCAAUAUUGCGAUUUAAUAUGUGAUUAUUUCUUAAGUUCUUCAUCUCAUGUACUUUCGAACAAAAAAAGCAAUACUUCAUUCUAUACCAGUUGUUCUCAACUGGUGGGUCGGGACCCAAAAGUGUAUCGUGGAGCAGUCUUCAGUGGGUCGCAGCUAGGUGUCUGGAAAAAAAGGCGGCAAAAGUCCUGAAGUCCUAAUUAGACAUGCUUCAAUACCUUUUAUUUUACCCUGUUUCACUCUGAAUUUGGGUUAAUUUCAAUCUUUGAUCAAUAUUUCAACUAAUUUAUACCCCCUUCUUGUGAUUAAUGGCUACUUUUCCCAUGAUAAUGAAGUAUUUUUACUGGAGGUGGAAGAAGAAAUCGAUACAGCAUAGUUUUGCAAUAUUUUGUCUGGUGAUAUAUCAUAUCGUUUCGGCCACCAAGUAUCCAUUUUUUCAAAUUAAUUGCUAAUAUGACCUGAAGUCUGUGAUAAUGAAAAAAUAAAAUCAGUUGUUUGUCCUGUGAGGUCGACAGAGGUGACAGUCAUAGAGCAGGAGAAAGUUAGUACAACAAACAUGCUGCACCGGAGGAAAGGAGUGCAAGCAGGGCACAAAUGAGAUGGAAAUGACACAUGAGGUUUGCAAGAAGUGCUACAUGAAAAUAAAAUAUUGCAGAAAUACGACAAAACUUGAAGUCAAGACUAAUGCUAAAUCAGCGAAACAGUUGAAAAAAAUGGUAUAAAUCGCAAUAUAUUGCAAUGUAUGGUAUCGCAAUAAUCACUGUAUUGCAAAAUGUUUAAAAUCUCAGUAAUGUCGAAUUGUGACCCAAGCAUCAUUAUAAUAUCAUAUUGUGGGGCCACUAGUGAUUCCCACCCCUAAUUUGUACAUGUUCUCUGGAAAAUUGGCAAAAAAGGACACAUAAUGAUGGUGAAAGAGGGUAUAAAAUUAGACAGUUUUGUCGCUUUUCCUUCAAGUGCUUUGGUCCAAUCGUGUUCCCAACUGCAACAUAUUCAAUUAACUAAGCAUCAUUUUUUUGAAACUUGGGUCACGAUCUGUUGUCAGACAGACUGGUUGGUCCCCAGUCUGGACCAGUUGAGAACCACUGUUCUAUACUAUAGCCAACACAAUAUUAGAUUAAACUAGGGCUGAACAAUUGCAGUAUUAAGGGAAUGAUAAUUUUUAAUAAUUUUCAUAUUUUACAAGAAAAACAUACAAAAAUUAAGAAAAUAGUUGUCUUUUUUUGCACUCUAUUAAAAGAUAUGUCAUUAGAAAGAUUGCACGAUAUGUAAUGCAUAACGCCUCUGCUGCAAAAAAGUUUCAAACUGGUAUUUUGACACAAAUUUCAGGUUUAAGAAUUAUUGCACCUUCUGCAAUUUGAAAAUUGCACCAGGCCAUAUUGCGAUUUUAAUCUCAUUUGCAAUUAAUUGCCCAGCCCUAAUUUUAACUGGACUUUUGACAUGCUUAGGGGGUUGACUGAUAUUAUUUUUGCAGGACCAAUUUAAGUUAUAAGUAGUUCAUGAGAGCGAUUAUCGAUUAUCGGAACUGGUUUGCAUUAAGAGUAAAUAGUAACCUCGUCACUGUUGAGUAAACCUCAAAUCUUCAUUCAUUUUUUUAACCCCAUAAAUCAUUGCUAUAGGUCACCGCAUACACAGGCAGUCGCUCUCCCACUGUGCUGCCACUCUAGCUAAGCAAAACCCACCACCAGUGCUGCUGGUUUUGGAUGUUUUGGGCCUCCUGUUUACAUGGGUAGCGCCUCAAACCACUAGGCCAUCUGCGCACCAACGAGGAUGAUUUUUGAAAUAAGAAGUGGAGAUUGGGUAACUUUUAAAGGCCUCUGUUUUCAAAAAUACCCACCUAUAUGAGCACCAGGCCUUAAAUUAAUAUAUAUUUUGUUAACCUGGCACCUUUAAACUGACAUUUUUUGGUAUCUACAUGGCUUAGGCCAGCUACACGGUAGACUUUCUUCAGCCCAAUCUUGGGCCAUGGAGCCUGGCCUGAUUCAUGGCACGUCACAUCUUGAUUAAGUUUGUGGUGUCAACAUAAAGAUGUACUGCUCCUGACUGAGUUUGAUCCCUGAUCUUAAAACCGUAAAUAUCAAACAUGUUUCUUAAAAAAGGGCCUAGGUUUAACAAUACCAGGAAUACCCUAUAAUGAAGUGACUGUAGAAGAACGCAGGGGUCAUGCUGGUUUAGUGGCUGCUUACACGCCACCACACAGACUUAAAUAUAAGGGAGAAACCUGCCUCAGUAAAUUAUUUAUCAUAUUAAUGUUAUAAUCACCUGAAACAAAGACAUAUUUGACCCGGUUCAAAGCACAGUUAACAGAAAACCAUUGCUGACUUGCUGUUGAUGGUAAAUGUAUAAAUGAUAAUGCUGUUGUUCUAACAGGUUGAAAUAUAGCUUUAAAUAUUCAUUGCCAAGCACUUCUGUCAGAUAUCCACAUGUUUAGUGUUUGUUAUUAUUAUGAAUGUUCUGUUUUUCUGUUAUCAUAUUCAGUUAUGUCUUUAAUCAGCAUCAGGCCGAUAAUUUCAGCAUGCAGCAGGACAAUCUUGCAGCAGCCUGCUGUGUGAAUGAUGAUGUAAUGUUUGCAGCACUUGCACUAAAUGUUGGGUGGACUGAUGUGUUCAAUCUUGAAUGCAUAAAAACAUAUCUGAAUAUGCGUGUUCUCUGUUUUCUUUCUUUUAUGAAGAGGGACAGCCCAAGCCACAUGAAUCAGUCUGUCUCAUGCUACUGAAUUAAACAUAAGACAAUAUUUCUGUGUUAAAUUAAUGCUGACCUGCCAACAGAAGCCAAUAC